Molecule: messenger RNA, 561 nt
Organism: Homalodisca vitripennis (glassy-winged sharpshooter)
Lineage: Eukaryota; Metazoa; Arthropoda; Insecta; Hemiptera; Cicadellidae
Product: piggyBac transposable element-derived protein 3-like
Exons: 1
Coding region: 1-561 (186 amino acids)
Source: RefSeq, a predicted model, not a curated record
AUGGACAACAGUGUUUUUACUAUAGCGUCGACAGCAACAGGCGUUCAUCCUGAGGGGAAAGCAAAGCGUUGGUCAUCUAGCAAUAAAAAACACAUCGUUGUGCCACAGCCAAACUGUGUCAAUUGGUACAAUAUGAAUAUGGGUGGGGUGGAUAGGCUAGAUGAAAAUGUAUCUACCUACCGUAUUCAUAUUCGCAACAAAAAGUGGUAUUGGCCAAUGGUUGCAUACAUGCUGAAUGUGAGUAUGAAUAAUGCUUGGAUUUUAUACAGAAUGACGCCAAAAGGAGCUGAAGAACAAUUAGAUCUUCUUGGAUUCACCCGCUACAUUGUCCGUACGUACAUGCGAACAUGCACAAGCCAUCGAUCCUCUGCAGGACGGCCAAGCCAGACAGUAUCCAGUAGGGUGUUGCCUGAAAUCCGAUUCAGUGGAAAAGAUCAUCAUUUAGAAACAGUUCAAAAGCAAAUUCGCUGCGCACUGUGUUCCAACGCAACAAGGAAACGGUGCAAGACUUGUCAAGUUGGAUGCCAUGUGCUUUGUGCGGAGGCUUUCCAUACUUCCUGA